AUGACCUUAACACGCUCCAACAACCUCAUCAUUUCGUUCAUUCUCGUCGCCCUCUCACUCAUCACUGUUACAAAAGGGCAAUUAAGUACGAGUACAUACUCUACAGAAAUAACCGUCGUACCCGUAUACGCAACACCCACCAAUUUUCUCGCAGACGCAAGUGCCAGAGACGCCACAUACACAAUUUCCACCGUCAUCGCACAUUCAACGCACACUGGAACAUUCCGUCAGAACCCCAAUGUUUCCAUCUCUUCAUGA
Molecule: messenger RNA, 258 nt
Organism: Sclerotinia borealis F-4128
Lineage: Eukaryota; Fungi; Ascomycota; Leotiomycetes; Helotiales; Sclerotiniaceae
Source: the annotation of a GenBank genome assembly